AUGUCGAAGAAACCCAUUUUCGCUGCAACCCACCCGCGGGCAUGCUCCACGGCCUUCGAGCGCGUCUUCAUGACGUGCCGGGACACGCUCCAAUGCGUGCACGAGCCCUUCGGUGACGCCUUCUACUUCGGCCCCGAAAGACUCAGCGACCGUUACGAGAACGACCUGAAGGCGAGAGCAGAGAGCGGCUUCGAAGACAGCACCUACAGGACUAUCUUUGACAGAAUCGAGCGUGAAAACACUGAGGGCAAGCGGAUCUUCAUCAAGGACAUUACGCACUAUCUGGUGCCGGCGGAUCAACAGCCGGCGUCGAUUGCGCCAUCCCUCGUGAAGUACAAGCGCGGCGUCGGCACUGACGCCGCUCAGCCUGACGCACACGCCCGCGUUGACAGCGCCCACGGCAGCGACGCUGCCACCAACGGCGAUGUCAACGCAGCGCCGAAUGGGGUGAGCCAUGAGGCGAGGAUCGAGGGGCACGAGGCUACCAAACCUCCGUACCCCUACCCGACGUUCGUUGAGCCCGGAAACCCGACGGUUGUCCCCACGGAGCUGCUCGCCAAGUUCCACUGGACCUUUUUGAUCCGCCACCCUCGCAACAGUAUCCCCUCGUAUUACCGUUGCACCGUCCCGCCGCUCGACGACAUCACUGGCUUCUACAACUUCAUGCCCUCCGAGGCCGGCUACGACGAGCUCCGCCGCACCUUCGACUAUCUCAAGAACAUUGGUCUUGUCGGUCCCAAGAUCGCCGGCCAGGAGGGUGCGGAGACGAACGGCGAGACCAACGGCACCGUCAUCCCUCCUUUCGGCACUGAACCGGUUGAGAUCUGCGUCAUCGACGCCGACGACCUUCUCGACAACCCUGCCGGCAUCAUCCAGCGCUACUGCGAGAGCGUUGGCAUCGAGUACAAGCCGGAGAUGUUGACCUGGGACAACGACGAGGAUCACCGUAUCGCCAAGGAGAGGUUCGAGAAGUGGAAGGGCUUCCACGAGGAUGCCAUCGAAUCGAGGGAUCUCAAGCCUCGCGCCCAGAAAAAGGUUCCGAAGCCCGACGACGUGCUGUACGCCGAAUGGGUCGAGAAGUUCGGUGAAGAGGGUGCCAAGGUCAUCCAGGACACUGUCGACAAGAACGUCGCCGACUACGAAUACCUCAAGCAGUUUGCCAUGAGAGUGUAA
This is a messenger RNA of Diplodia corticola, 1173 nucleotides long. RefSeq lists its product as uncharacterized. NCBI's taxonomy places the organism in Eukaryota, Fungi, Ascomycota, Dothideomycetes, Botryosphaeriales, Botryosphaeriaceae. The record is from RefSeq and is a predicted model, not a curated record. The transcript has 4 exons. Bases 1 to 1173 code for a protein of 390 amino acids.